AUGUCUCUGCCUGUGGUGCUGCCGGGCUCCUGCUGUCCCAUGGCGCGGCUCUCGGCGGUCUCUGAGGUGGGCAGACCUUGCUCAGCGGGAGCUGCUGCUGCUGUUGCUGCUGCCGCCGCCGUCGCCCCGAACCCUCCUCAGCCGCCGCCUCGCCGGCUCCGCUGGUCCAGCUCCGGCUUCCGGCAGCCCCGGCCUCGGCCAGCCUCCCUGUCCCCCGUGGCUUCCCGUCGAAGCGGGGCCUCGUCCGCUGCCGGCCCGGGCCCGCUGCCGGCCAGACCGCUGCUGUCCCUGGGGCUGCUGCAGUUGAUUUUGGGAUGCAGCAUGGUGGCCCUAAGCUUCGGGGCGCUCUCCCUCACCAACUCUCCGCAGGUGAAGAACUCCUGUCCCUUCUGGGCCGGCUCCUCGGUCAUUUUAUCAGGGAUUAUAGGAUUAACAAUAUGGAAGAGACCUAUGAUAAUUUUGGUUAACUUGUUUGUUUUACUUUCUGUUAUUUGUGUUCUCUUGAAUCUGGCGGGCUUUAUCCUUGGAUGCCAAGGUGCUCAAUUUGUGUCCAGUGUCCCUAGGUGUGAUAUGGUAGAUGUUGCUGAAAAUAAAAUUUGUUUCUGCUGUGAAGAAUUUAUGCCAGCAAAAUGCACCGAGAAAGAAAAUGCAUUGCAGUUGUAUGCAAUCCAGUCAUGCAGUUCAGUUCACCUUCUACUCAAAAAAGUUCUCUUUGCUCUCUGUGCUCUGAAUGCCUUGACAACCACUGUUUGUUUGGUAGCUGCUGCCCUGCGUUACCUGCAGAUAUUUGCAACAAGAAGAUCCUGCAGAGAAGAACAGCAAGUUUAUACAGAGGAAGUCGAAGAAGAUGGUCCUGCUUCUGAUCCUGAGGAUUUUGUGCCACCAGCCCCACCUCCGUCAUAUUUUGAUACAUUCUAUUCUUCCACACCACGAGGCAAUCGCAGGAUGCUGGGUUCUGAUGUCAUUCCAUUACCACACAUCUAUGGAGCCCGAAUUAAAGGUGUUGAAGUCUUCUGCCCUCUUGAUCCCCCACCUCCUUACGAAGCUGUGAUGAGCCAGAUGAGACAUGAGCAGGAGGAUGCUUCCAAUUCAGCUAUUGCAGAAGCUGUAAGUGACCCACCUGGACGAAAUGAUACACAAGUGCCACAAGGAGAUGAAAGUUCUUUUAAUACUUUGAGUAGAGAGACCACCUUGUCUCCAGAUGCCAGCUUGGUACCUGUGGGGGCUUCUAAGCUAUUCAGAAAACGAUCAAAAAGCGAUCCUGUUCUUCAGGGUUUUCCAUUCAGAGGUCCAGUGCUAAGUUGUGAAGCUGCCACUCAAACAGACCGAAAACCACAGCUGGCUACUGUCAUUUUGCGAAAAACUCUGAGAGCAAAGGCUGUGCGCUCAAGGCCUCAGUCUUUAAUAGACUACAAAUCAUAUAUAGAUACUAAGCUUCUGGUAGCCAAAUUCUUGGAGCAGUCAUCCUGCAACAUGACGCCUGACAUACAUGAACUAGUAGAAGACAUCAAAUCUGUCUUAAAAUCAGAUGAAGAACACAUGGAGGAAGCCAUCACCAGUGCCAGUUUCCUUGAGCAGGUCAUGACUCCUGCUCGCCCAUCCAUAACAAGAGCACACACGCUGCCUUUCAGGAGGCACCCGGGACUUUUGCACUUGGAGAGCUGUGGAGAUGUAAGUACUUUUACUGCAGCCGGAACUCGGGGGCCGAACAGGAGGACGCAGCGGAUGGAGCCAGAGCGGCCUCACAGUCUCAUUGGAGUCGUCCGAGAAACCGUACUUUGAGCUCAGUUGCGUUUUGGUCCCAUGUGGAGUGCAAAGGCUGGAGCCGAAAAGCAGCUGGAUGGCGGGAUCCUUAAUCUAUAUUUCUUACUUAACUGUACUGCUGCUUUUGAAAGAGCAUUUGAG
Molecule: messenger RNA, 1905 nt
Organism: Protobothrops mucrosquamatus (brown spotted pit viper)
Lineage: Eukaryota; Metazoa; Chordata; Lepidosauria; Squamata; Viperidae
Gene: ENTREP1
Product: family with sequence similarity 189 member A2
Exons: 11
Coding region: 1-1782 (593 amino acids)
Cellular component (GO): membrane
Source: RefSeq, a predicted model, not a curated record